Lentinula edodes (shiitake mushroom) is the source of this 1602-nucleotide messenger RNA. RefSeq names its product mannosyltransferase. The record is from RefSeq and is a predicted model, not a curated record. Lineage: Eukaryota; Fungi; Basidiomycota; Agaricomycetes; Agaricales; Omphalotaceae. Gene Ontology annotation, cellular component: endoplasmic reticulum membrane. Gene Ontology annotation, biological process: protein N-linked glycosylation. The coding region runs from base 1 to 1602 and encodes 533 amino acids. The transcript is spliced from 8 exons. Gene Ontology annotation, molecular function: GDP-Man:Man(3)GlcNAc(2)-PP-Dol alpha-1,2-mannosyltransferase activity.
AUGGAUCUCAUUACAACUGUUUCUACGGGCAUCCUAGCUAUUUGGAUGUUAUGUUUGGUUUCCGUUUGGGUACUAUUUCGAAUUUACUGUACCAAACUUCAAACGGCCAAUAUUCGACGACGAACAGAUCUCAUGCGGAAACUUGGACGAAAUCCUGAAUCUCAAGCUUUAGUUGGAUUCUUUCAUCCGUACUGUAAUGCUGGAGGAGGAGGCGAACGUGUACUUUGGACAGCAAUAGCUGCCAUACAGCGAACUGAGCCAAACAUUGUCACCAUCGUUUAUAGCGGGGACACCGAUGCAACAAAAGAUGAGAUCAUCUCCAAAGUGAAGGCGCGGUUUGAUAUUACCUUGGAUCCAGAAGCCCUCGACUUCGUGUUUUUAUCUUCUCGAAGAGCCAUUGAGGACUCGACCUGGAGAUAUUUCACAUUAUUGGGGCAAAGCCUUGGUUCUAUGUACCUCGCUUGGGAAGCUAUGUCGAAACUCAUACCAGACUUGUAUAUUGAUACCAUGGGCUACGCGUUCACGUUCCACAUUGUCUCUUUACUCACAGGAAUUCCAGUCGGAGCCUACGUUCAUUAUCCCACAAUCAGUACAAGCAUGCUGAAUCGAGUCAAAUCCCGCAAGAAAUGGCACACCAAUUCUGAUGUCAUAUCGUCAUCCACUUUCCUUAGCCAAAGCAAACUCUUGUACUACCGAGUUUUUAUGUAUUAUUACGCAUUGUCUCUUAAGAGUGCUGCUUUCAUUAUGGUCAAUUCGUCAUGGACCCAGAAUCACAUCAAUGAAAUCCUACAAUAUUCUGAUGUCCUUCUGGAUACUUUGCAUCGCAUAAUACCAUUCAAGUUGAUCCACAGCAAAUACGGAUCGGUGACCUCAGCGCAGAUUGUUUAUCCUCCUUGCGACACCCGAGAAAUCUCACAAUUUCCUCUGACAGGUCGAGAUCGAGUGAUUCUAAGCCUUGCUCAGUUCAGACCUGAGAAAGACCAUCCGACUCAACUACGAGCGUUCAGUCGACUUCUCAAAGAUCGUCCAGAGUACAUCAACCCUACACGUCCAGUAAAGCUCGUGUUGAUCGGUGGGAGCCGAAAUGCGGACGACGAAGCUCGAGUACAAAAUCUUCGUUCUCUUGCGAAAGAUCUUAAUCUUGAGGCAUGGCUUAAGAAUAUCGAAUUCGUGGUCAAUGCUCCAUAUCCGACCGUGCUGAAUUGGCUAGCCGAAGCUAGCAUCGGCUUAAGUACGAUGGUAGACGAGCAUUUUGGAAUCAAUGUCGUUGAAUUCAUGGUCAUUAUAAUUCCACUCCACUCUUUACCGUCGCUUCUUACUAAUGGAACGGUGCAGGCUGCAGGUUUGAUUCCUGUCGCGCACAAGUCUGGCGGACCUCUACAAGAUAUCAUCGUCCCGUUCCAAGGACAACCGACAGGAUAUCACGCCGACAGCGUCGAGGCAUUUGCAGAGGCGUUACAUAGUGCCCUCUCAUUAUCAACUGAUGAAGACCUUGCGAUGCGACAGCGCGCGAGAGCUUGGGCCGUUCAGCGCUUUUCUGAAGAGGAAUUUGAGAAGGGCUGGAACGCUAGUAGAUGGAAAAGUUUUAUUUCGUUAAAUUGA